Aureobasidium musti is the source of this 1866-nucleotide messenger RNA. NCBI's taxonomy places the organism in Eukaryota, Fungi, Ascomycota, Dothideomycetes, Dothideales, Saccotheciaceae. The record is from the annotation of a GenBank genome assembly.
AUGAGGGUGACCGAAGUCAUCAUCGACGGCUUCAAGUCGUAUGCCGUGCGCACCGUCAUCUCUGGCUGGUGCGUAACCACCUGCGCUCUCUGUACUGACAGACGACUGACUUGCGCAAAGNNGGACGAGAGCUUCAACUCAAUCACCGGUCUGAACGGAAGUGGCAAGUCCAACAUCCUCGAUUCGAUAUGUUUCGUUCUCGGUAUCACCAACAUGACGACCGUCCGCGCCCAGAACUUGCAGGACCUCAUCUACAAGCGCGGCCAGGCCGGUGUUACCAAAGCCUCAGUGACCAUCGUCUUUGACAACAAGGACAAGGCAAAGUCGCCCAUCGGUUUCGAAGACUACCCUACCAUCUCCGUCACUCGUCAAAUCGUCCUCGGCGGCACGUCUAAGUACCUCAUCAAUGGCCACCGCGCUCAGCAAACCACCGUCCAGAACCUGUUCCAAUCCGUUCAACUCAACAUCAACAAUCCCAAUUUCUUGAUUAUGCAGGGUCGUAUUACCAAAGUCCUGAACAUGAAGAAGGAGGAGAUUCUUGGAAUGGUCGAGGAGGCUGCAGGCACACGUAUGUUCGAGGACCGCAGAGACAAGGCUUUCCGUACCAUGGCAAAGAAGGAAAUGAAGGUUCAAGAGAUCAUGGAGCUCCUACGAGACGAGAUUGAGCCGAAGCUGGACAAACUACGACAAGAAAAACGAACUUUCCUUGACUUUCAACAGACGCAAAAUGAUCUGGAGCGCUUGACACGACUUGUUGUGGCAUAUGAUUAUCUCAAGAGCAAGGAGAAGCUUCGCAUGAGCGAAAAGGAUCUCAACGACAAGAGACAGAGAGCCAUGUUCCUCGAGGGUAAUGCCGAGAAGCUGAAGAAUGAGAUCGCCUUCCUGCAAGAAGAUAUGGACAAGGUCAAAGCUGCAAGAGACAAGGAACUGAGGAAAGGUGGUAAAUUCCAAGCUCUGGAGGACAAGGUCAAGGAACACUCUCAUGAGUUGGUCAGAUUGACCACAGUCUUGGAUCUCAAGAAGUCAAGCAUGGCCGAGGAGAGCGAAAACCGCGAAAAGAGUCAAGCGACCGUGCAAGAUUUGAGCAAACAACUUGAACAAAAGUCUCAACUACACAAGCAACUCCAGGAACGUUACGAUGCAGCCAACGCCGAGCUUCAGAAGCAAACAGCCGAGGUCGAGCAGAAAGAGGAACUUCUUCAGACAUUACAAACAGGUGUCGCAUCCAAGGAAGGUCAGGAAGGUGGAUACCAAGGUCAACUUCAGGACGCCAGGAGCCGACUAAGUGCCGCCUCAACCGAACAAGAGCAAGCAAAGCUCAAGAUCUCGCAUCUGGAGAAACGUCUCAAGGAAGAUGAGCCUCGCGCGAAAAAGGCAGAAAAGGAGAACGCUGGCUUACUAAAAUCACUCGAUGGCCUUCGUUCUCAGGCNAAAGAGCUGGAAGCUCAGCUUGCAAAGAUCGGCUUUGAACCUGGCCGUGAAGAGGCUAUGCACAAAGAACAAUCGCAGCUACAACAACGUAUCCGUGAAUUGAAAGAGCAGGCCGACGGUCUCAAGAGAAGAGUAGCGAACAUCGACUUCAGCUACAGUGACCCGACACCUAAUUUUGAUCGUUCAAAGGUCAAGGGUUUGGUGGCACAGCUGUUCAAUCUCGACAAAAACUUCACGCAAGCAGGAACAGCUCUGGAAAUUUGCGCUGGAGGUCGCCUGUACAACGUUGUGGUUGACACAGCUCAAACUGGUACACAGCUACUGCAGAACGGCAAGUUGAAGAAGAGAGUGACGAUCAUUCCCUUAAACAAGAUUUCUGCCUUCCGCGCUGCUUCUGAGGUAAUUCUGAACUGUGUAUGCUUUGUGGAAAGAUGA